Messenger RNA from Telopea speciosissima, 1502 nucleotides. RefSeq names its product beta-glucosidase 11-like. The record is from RefSeq and is a predicted model, not a curated record. Gene Ontology annotation, molecular function: beta-glucosidase activity. Gene Ontology annotation, biological process: carbohydrate metabolic process. NCBI's taxonomy places the organism in Eukaryota, Viridiplantae, Streptophyta, Magnoliopsida, Proteales, Proteaceae. The coding region runs from base 1 to 1482 and encodes 493 amino acids. The transcript is spliced from 14 exons.
AUGCAAGCCCAUCUUGGAGCAGACAUAGGAGUCUCUAACACAGGAGCUGAUCUUGGACCAGUAGGCAAAGAUGAUGAAACUGAUGAGGGCGGCAAUGAUGAAGAACAUGGUGAAGAGUUAAAACCAGAGAAGUACGAUGUUGCGGUUGAAGGUGCAGCAUUCGAGGAUGGAAAGACUCCUAGCAUUUGGGAUACCUUUGCUCACUCUGGAAGAUUCGGUGAGAACAAUGGGGACAUAGCCUGUGAUGGGUGUCACAAAUAUAAGGAAGAUGUCCAACUCAUGAUGGAUACAGGCUUAGGAGCCUUUCGAUUUUCCAUCUCAUGCUCUAGGGUUAUACCGAAUGGAAGAGGACCUGUUAAUCCGAAGGGAGUACACUACUAUAACAGCCUAAUCAAUGAACUGCUUAGCCAUGGAAUUCAGCCAUAUGUUACGCUAUUCCAUUAUGAUGUCCCUCAGGCACUUGAAGAUGAGUAUGGAGGAUGGCUUAGCCAAAAAAUUGUGAAAGAUUUCACAGCAUAUGUAGAUGUGUGCUUCAGAGAAUUUGGUGAUCGAGUAUCAUAUUGGACUACCAUGAAUGAGGCCAAUGCGUUUGUUUUGGGAGGGUGUGAUUCAGGUAUAUUUCCUCCAGGCCGUUGUUCUUCCCCAUUUGGUCUCAAUUGCACAAGAGGCAGCUUGACAACAGAGCCUUACAUCGCCACACAUAAUAUCUUGCUGGCUCAUGCAUCAGCCACGAGAUUGUACAAGGAGAAGUACCAGGCCAAGCAAAAUGGAUUUGUCGGUCUCAAUUUCUUAACCUAUGGGAUGGUUCCUUUGACAAACUCCACAGAGGAUUUGAGAGCUGCUCAAAGGGUCCAUGACUUCUUUCAUGUUUUUGGAGACUAUCCUGAAUCUAUGAAGAAGAAUGUUGGCUCAAGGCUCCCUGUUUUCACCCCACACCAAUCAAAACUAGUGAAAGGCUCAUGUGAUUUCUUUGGACUGAACCACUAUAGAACAGUGCAUAUCAAGGAUGAUCCGGACAGUCUCAAAAUGAUUGAAAGAGAUUUCCUGGAAGACAAGGCUGCAAAGAUGUUAUCUAAGCAGGGUCCUUCACCAAAUGUUCAGUUUUCUAUUGAUCGUGUUGGUCUGCAAAGUGUGUUAGAGCAUCUGAAGCAAGAUUAUGGCAACCCACCUGUUUUCAUUCAUGAAAAUGGUCAAAUGACAUCCCAAAAUGCUUCAUUGAAUAACACAUCAAGAGUGGAAUAUUUAGAAGCUUUCAUUGGAGGAUUGCUUCAGGCCAUGAGAAAUGGUUCGGAUACUAGAGGGUAUUUUGUUUGGUCCUUCAUGGAUGUAUUUGAAUUAUUUGAUGGCUUCAGAUCUGCAUUUGGCCUGUAUUACAUAGACUUUGAUGAUCCGGAUUUGAAGAGAUACGCUAAGUUCUCUGCACACUGGUACUCCAACUUUCUCAAGGGAAGAAGGAUGAAUCAGUACCUAUGGGAUCAUUGAAGCACUCUGCAGUCUAUCUU